AUUAAAUUUGUUUUGCAGCUUUGUGGCAGCGGUAGGACACGGUAUCGAGUUCUUGGCUUUGUUUUUACUACCUUGCUUCAAUGUCACAACCUGUCCUUUAAUUUUUCGUGAAGUUUUUACUCAACGAGGAUCUAUAUAGGACGAAGCACCGAUUUUAUUAAAGAUGGCUCUUCUUCCUGAAAAUGUUACUCCGGACUUACGAGGAAGUACUCUUGCACCAAGAGAGCCUUACCACGUACCAGGAUACGCGGGAUACCGGCCUCAGUUCAAAUACCAAUGCAGCGAAACUUUCGGGAAUUCAACACACCGUCUACUGACUUCGCCACACGUGAGGAAAUCAAGCAACACCGUUCUUGUACCAAUUGACCCUCCUUUGUCAAGAGCCAGUUUACCUACGGGUUGCCAUGAUGUACCAAAGUUGGAUAACAUGGAAACAGAACUUGGCCAUUUAUUAGAAAGAAGACGAGGGAAGACAAGUGAUCAGUUGUUUAAAAAGGAUAUGCGGUCAGGGUAUAUGGGUUUCGUACCAAAAGCCCAUUUCUCCACUUACUACGCUAAAACUUACCCCGAGACUUGUAAUGCUGCUCUGUUUGAUUUCUCCAACGAUCAAGAAGCGCACAAACGUAAAAGUAGCGAGUUGUCAUGGGCAAUGCACUUGCAACAGACUGAUCAACGCAACCAACAAGAACGACAGUUGGUUAACACUAUGCAUCGAUUACCCUUGAAGCAAAUUCGUUCAUUUCAAUACAUUAACCCAAGUAAGAAACAAAAUACUGGAAAACCUUAUUUCUUGGAAGAUGGUCACCCUGAAAAGAAUUUCAAAUCAGGUUUCGCCGGUCAUGUACCUUUUUACAAAGACCUUGGCGGGCAAGGCUUUCCUGAAGUUACAACACGAGCUUUGAAAGAGUUCUCCCGGGAGAGGUCGCGCUACAAAGACUUGAUGCAGCGAAACAUUACUACUCAAAGUCUAACACGGCCGAGCUCGAUUAAAAGAAACGCAGUUUCAGCUCCCCCGUCAUGUAACGAGCAGAUAUUUCUCAUUGAUUCUGGAUUAAUACCAAGAUAUGCAGGAUACGUACCAGGUCAGAAAUUCCGGUUCGGUCAUACGUUUGGUGACUCCACGGAAAACCCAUUAAAACUCACUGCAACCGCUUAGGACACAGCUAGAUACUUGCUCCCGUGUAUUUUUAGCUCAGUACUAAUUAAUAGUCCAAAAGUAGUUUUUUAUCUAGUUGUGUAUGAUUAAUUUGGCAGUUUACUUUAUUUCUACAUUGUGUCAUAUAGCAUAAAGACAAAUUAAGCUCAAAUUAGGAACUUACAGUGCUAUUGUAGUUUCGAACUUUUGUUUUUUAGAACAAAAUAUUAUUUUUUAAUAAACCAAAAAAAUACUUUUU
Molecule: messenger RNA, 1394 nt
Organism: Ciona intestinalis (vase tunicate)
Lineage: Eukaryota; Metazoa; Chordata; Ascidiacea; Phlebobranchia; Cionidae
Source: RefSeq, a predicted model, not a curated record